UCGGAGUUCACAGCAACAAGAUGAGAGAGGAAGCCUUGAGAUGGAGGCAGGGGGGUGAUUUACCGUAAAAAAUAGCGAAUUUGGAGACAGUUGACAUUUCGUUUACAGAACGAGAUAUAAGAGUCUCCACAAGGAAGAGUCGUGUGUUAAAUUUAGCUAUAUAAAUACUCAGUCAGCACUGGAUAUUUGGGUGAGUUCCUCAAGUAUUGACCGGGCGCCAUUUAAACACGCUGUGCGGGAGACAGGAAAGAAAUAACCGCUCUCACAGCCCGCACUCGGCUUUCUGCUUCCGCGGACAGAUUCUGCUCUCUAAUAAACACAUUUAUUCGUUAGGAGAUUGUAUUCUCGGUGUGGUAGGCAGUGGAAAUGUGGCCUGUUUGUGAAGGCCUCUGGUAGCGCGAGGUAUUGUGUGUUAGCUGGCUAACGGCUAACAGACCUCGAACUGAAGAGAGUUACGACCCCGUGCAAGAGACUACAGGUGUUACUAAACCGUGACCAUGGCGACAGACAUCGGCUCUCCUCCGCGGUUCUUCCAUAUGCCCCGCUUCCAGCACCAGGCCCCCCGUCAGCUGUUCUACAAGAGGCCCGACUUUGCGCAGCAGCAGGCCAUGCAGCAGCUCACCUUCGACGGCAAGCGCAUGAGAAAAGCCGUCAACCGCAAAACCAUCGAUUACAAUCCAUCCGUCAUCAGACAUCUAGAGAAUCGAUUGUGGCAGCGAGAUCAUCGAGAUUUCCGCGCUGUUCAACCAGACGCAGGCUGUUACAAUGAACUCGUUCCUCCAGUGGGCAUGCUUAGCAAUCCUAUGAAUGCUGUCACAACAAAGUUUGUCAGAACCUCCACCAACAAAGUCAAAUGCCCUGUGUUUGUUGUGCGGUGGACUCCUGAAGGCAGGCGACUUGUAACAGGUGCCUCCAGUGGAGAGUUUACUUUAUGGAACGGGCUCACGUUUAACUUUGAGACCAUUUUACAGGCUCAUGACAGCCCUGUCAGGGCAAUGACCUGGUCUCAUAAUGACAUGUGGAUGUUAACUGCCGACCAUGGAGGUUACGUGAAGUACUGGCAGUCCAACAUGAAUAACGUCAAGAUGUUCCAGGCUCACAAGGAGGCGAUUAGAGAGGCCAGUUUCUCUCCUACGGAUAAUAAAUUUGCCACUUGCUCUGAUGAUGGAACUGUUCGCAUCUGGGACUUUCUGCGCUGUCACGAGGAAAGAAUUCUGAGAGGUCAUGGAGCAGAUGUGAAGUGUGUGGACUGGCAUCCCACAAAGGGCUUGGUGGUGUCCGGCAGCAAAGACAGUCAGCAGCCUAUCAAAUUUUGGGACCCAAAGACUGGACAAAGCUUGGCAACACUACAUGCACAUAAAAACACAGUCAUGGAGGUGAAGUGGAACCUCAAUGGCAACUGGCUGUUGACGGCAUCACGAGACCAUUUAUGCAAACUGUUUGACAUCCGCAACCUCAAAGAGGAGCUGCAGGUUUUUAGAGGACACAAGAAAGAAGCCACAGCUGUGGCCUGGCACCCAGUUCACGAAGGCAUGUUUGCCAGUGGAGGUUCUGAUGGAUCGCUACUGUUUUGGCAUGCUGGUGUGGAGAAAGAAGUGGGAGGAAUGGAGAUGGCACAUGAAGGAAUGAUCUGGAGUUUAGCCUGGCAUCCACUGGGCCACAUUUUGUGUUCUGGAUCUAACGAUCACACAAGCAAAUUUUGGACGAGGAAUCGGCCUGGGGACAAGAUGCGUGACAGAUACAAUCUAAAUUUGUUGCCUGGAAUGUCAGAAGAUGGGGUGGAGUAUGAUGACAUGGACACCAAUAGUAUGGCAUCCAUUCCUGGCAUGGGGAUCCCAGAACAACUGAAGGCAGCCAUGGAACAAGAACAAUCAGGGAAAGACAUGGUGGCAGAACCUGAGAUGAGCAUCCCGGGGCUGGACUGGGGCAUGGAAGAGGUCAUGCUGAAGGACCAAAAAAAGGCCCCGACAAAAAAAGUUCCUUAUGCAAAACCCAUUCCAGCUCAGUUUCAACAGGCCUGGGCAGAGAAUAAGGUUCCAGUGAUGCCUGCUGGAGAGGUUCCAAAGGAAAGGAAGGAUGAGAAGAAAGUUGAUAGCAAGAAGAAGACGCAAGCAGAGAUUGAGCAGGAAAUGGCUGCCCUGCAAUAUACAAACCCAAUGUUGCUCGAGCAACUGAAGAUUGAGCGAAUGGCACAGUUGCAGGAGCAGGGAAUUCCUCCCCCUACUGGACAGCAGUCAGGACCAGUUCCAUCCUUUCCAGGGCAGGGUGGUCCAAUGCCCCCUCCAGCACAAGGCUUCCCUCAGUCCAUGCCUCCACAACAAACACCACACAACAUGCCCCCUGUUGGACCAGGGGGGAUGCCUGGUCCAUUCAUACCUUCUGGCCAAAUGGGCCCACCAGGACCUCCCAUGCAUCAGGGUCCACCUCCACAGGGCAUGAUGGGACCUCCAGACAUGCAUGGACCUCCACGUCAUCCUGGCCCACACAGGAACAUUGGACCCCAGGGUCCUCCUGGCAUGCCGCAAGGCCCUAGAGGCAUGCAAGGACCUCCCCAAGGAGGAAUGCACCCUGGCUCUGGUGGACCCCCAGGCAGUAUUAUGGGACCACCACCACGAGGACAGGGUCCUCCACAAGGAAAUAUGAUGCAUCAGGACAUGAGGGGGCCUGUGCCCCAUGGAAACAUGAUGGGCCCUCAGGGACCCAUGCAAGGGGGUAUGAUGGGCCCUCCGCCCAGGACUCAUGGCAUGGGAAAUAUGCAUGGGAUUGGUCCUCCUCCUGGGGUUAUGCAUGGACCACCAAACAACAUGCAAGGGCCACCAGGAAAUAUACAAGGACCUCAAGGCAGCAUGCAGGGCCCCCCACCAUAUAUGCAAGGCAAACCCCCACACAUGGGUGAUGGAAAUCGAGGCCAGUUCAGCCAGGGUCAGAAUCAGCCAAUCAUGCAUGGAAUAGGACAGCAGGGUCCUAACGGAAAAGAUGGUUCACGAGGGCCACCUAACCACCACAUGGCUCACCCACCAGAGAGACAAGGCCCAGGAGGACCUAGUCAGAGCUCAGACGGAGGCCAGUACUGGGGGGAAGAUGGGGGUUAUCAAGAGGGCUGGAGAAGAGGCCCUGGAGGUCCUGCACAGGAAUACUCUGGAGGUCACAGAGGAAAUUCUGGAGGCCAGUGGGAAGGCCAGGAACGGUUUUCCUCACGUGAUGAAGAGUUCAUGGGGUAUGAUGGGUAUGAGGGCUCUGGAGAAGAGUUUGAACAGAGGCCGAGACGAUCAACCCAUGGAGAUGACUCAUACCGGAGAGGUGGCCCAAGUGUGCGUGGUGGGAUGGGGGGCUUCCAAGAUGAGUAUGGUGGAGAAGAGAGCUUUGACUCUCAAGAAGAGAUGGGCCAAGGUUGGGGUGGAAGAGGGAGACCGCGUGGUGGACCAACAAGAGGAGGUGGUGUAGGAAGAAAGGGACUUCUCCCAACCCCUGAUGAUUAUCCCUCUCACUAUGAAGGAGGAAGAAACGAGGAGGGCUGGGAGGGAGGGCAAGAUUCAGGUCAUGAGGGUUAUCGCGAUGGUCAGCGGCCAGACCACAACAUGCAUGACAGUCCUUCCCCUGCCAGUAGAGAGCGAUCGUCUUCUCUACAGGGCAUGGAUAUGGCUUCACUGCCUCCACGCAAACGCCCAUGGCAUGAUGGACCAGGCACUGGCGACAUGGACUCUCCUGGUUCAGGGCCUGAUGAAAGAGGAGCUGGUCGACCAACCCCAAGAGAUGAAGGUGGGUAUGGGCCUCCACCACGAGGCGGGGGAAGAGGUGGUUGGGGUCGUGGUGGGCUGCCUAACCCUGGUGGCCCCGGUUCCAAUAUGGGUCCUAAUCUCAGACGAGGCGCUCCACGGGGUGUUAUGAGGGGCGGCCGCGGGCGAUAGGAAAGGUGACACCUGCUUUCCUGGUCACAAGAAGGCGAAACCGAGUACACUGAGGACAGAGCACGACAAAGAACCACACACGACAAGAACACAAGCUUCCUCGAGGGUCUUAAAUGGUGGCUGGAAGCAGCACUUCAAAGGAAAAUCUGCUUGAAUGAUAGACUGGUGGCUAAAGUUUAGCUUUUUCUUUACUAUGUACUGGAUGGAAGGUGGAGCGGUUAUCCUAGGCCAGAUACUUUUGGCUUUGAUGCUCCUUGGCACCUGCUUGGCCAAUUCAUGGUGGUAUAAGGGACUUGAUAUCAACGAUGAGAAUAAUACCUGUAAUGGUGCGAUGAGAAACUUCAUCUCUUGGAAUGGACUUGUGUUUGUGGUCCAGUAGACUUUGCGAUGCAUGGUUCAGCUCUGUGUGGAAGCUGAAGAAACUGAGCAGCUUUAUUAGUUACCCGGACAACAAUAACUGAGUUUGUACCAGCACCUGAGGCUCUGUUUUUUUGUUGUUGUGUUCUUUAGAUAUUCUCAUAAAACAAAACCAUUGCGUACCAUUGGAUUCUGUCACCUGGAAAAUGGAAGUCAAGCUAGGGCCAACGUUGAGCAGGCUUCAUCUUGAGAACUCCUAGAGAAAAGUGAACUUUCAAAUGUUUUGUUGCCCCAGUGCUGUUUAUUUAAUUUCAUUUUUAUGUAAAAUAACGGAGAUAAUCUUUCUGUAACCUUACCAGGCUACUCUCGGUGACAAAGCUUCCGACUUUGUUUCUAUUUGUACAGUUUGUCACAGAAGUUGUCAUAUUGUUUUGUCCUUUUUUGUAUGGAAACAUAAUAGAAUGUGCAAAAUUUAUGUAAAAAUCUCUUCCUUGUUGUCGUUACUUUGAUUUCAACCAGUUCUUUGGUUAUGAGACGGAUAAAAACUCUGGAUGGUUGAAGUGGCA
Messenger RNA from Danio aesculapii, 4831 nucleotides. It is a transcript of the gene wdr33, whose product is annotated as WD repeat domain 33. Bases 498 to 3908 code for a protein of 1136 amino acids. The record is from RefSeq and is a predicted model, not a curated record. Gene Ontology annotation, molecular function: protein binding. Lineage: Eukaryota; Metazoa; Chordata; Actinopteri; Cypriniformes; Danionidae. The transcript is spliced from 23 exons. Gene Ontology annotation, cellular component: mRNA cleavage and polyadenylation specificity factor complex.